AUGGAAGAAGCUACAGAAGUUUUGAGCACCCCCUUGACAAGUUCCAAUCCUCUUACAGAGAUAGCCUUAAGGUACAAAGAUAAACUCCUAACCAGUCUCGAUAAGGAGCAGAUGGUCCUAACGGUGGGUAUCAUCAUGACUGCCAUCACAUCCGCCGUUGCUUUUGGCGUUCUUUCCACGAAUGGAGAUUUUAAAGACUUCAUAGGAGGCCAAUGCGAAGAUGAAGAGGAGGAGGCCCCAAAGGAGGAAGAACCCGUAGAAAGGACCGAAGAGUGGAAAAGACAAGAAUGGAAGGACUGGUUGAAGAAAUUGGAACGAGAAUGGAAAAUAUUCUAUAAAAAGCUAGAAAAUGAAAAAAAUGCAUUUAUGGAAGAAAAAGAAGAAGAUUGGAACACAUGGAUGGAAUCGAUACAGAAAAAAUGGUCCCACUUUAACCCUAACAUGGAUAAAGAAUUUCACACCAAUAUGAUUAAGAACUCCAUGAAUUGGACUGAGCCUCAGUGGAGAGAGUGGAUCCAAACGAGCGGAAGAGUAUACCUCGAUAUCGAAUGGAAGAAAUGGUUUUUCGAAAAACAAUCUCACCUAGACGAAUUAAUUGUGAAGAAAUGGAUUCAAUGGAAAAAAGACAAAAUCAUCGACUGGUUAAUGUGUGACUGGAAACGAGAAGAACAGGAACAGUGGGAAGGGUUUGAAGAUCAGCCAUGGUCUUCCAAAAUAUUCCAAAUAUUUAAAAAAAAAAAGUAUGAAGCUUUUAAAGAGAGAACUGAAGAUGAAUGGGAUGAUUGGUUCGAAUGGGUAAAGAGAAAAGAUAAUAUUUUUAUUACCAACAUUCUAAAUGAGUGGAUACAAUGGAAAGAUGAAAAGAACAUUCUGUACAACCAAUGGGUAGAGACCUUUAUCACCAAUUGGAUGAACCAGAAAAACGAACAGGUCAACAAGCUGAUCAACCUUUUACGCACAAAGUGCUCCCUCCUCAUUGAACAUUCGACACAAAAUGAGAUGCACGCAGGGAGAAAAGUGGAUGACGCGGAACCACUGAUAUCUUUAUAUGUAUCGAACUGGAAAGGGAAAAAUAGCAAUCCGCCUACACACAGACGGUGCAAAAACCAACAGAAAGCAGUGAAACAUCCGAAGCAGGACAAAAUGGAGCUAGAAACAUAUCAAGAUGACAGUGCCCCCCAAGGCAACUUCCUUUCAAAGUUAAAUAUACAGGGGCUGAAGCAAAUGUUACCGGAAAUGAACGAGGAUACUUUAAUGGCAGUUGUAUACAUCGGUCUGUUUACCUUCACGUGCUAUAUUCUCCUUUACAUGAGUUAUUACAUGUCCGCUAAUAGGAAAAAGAGGAACAUACACGACACCACGGGAGAGGUCUACUUCGAACAAAAGCUAAUAAAAAAAUCGGAAAGCAUGAAAUGUUACGCAUGGAAUAACUGGAUGAACCGCUUAGAACCAGACUGGAAGCAUUUUGACAACGCCAUUAAAAGAAUAAAAGAGAAAUGGCUCGAACAAAGAGAGCAAUCCUUGGAAGCAUGGCUCAAAGAAGUGGAACACAAGUGGAAUCAUUACCAUGAACAUAUUGAUAUUUCAUACAAACUUUAUAUCCUGAAAAUGUCGCUUUCAUGGAAUGAGUCUCACUGGGAACACUGGGCGAACGAAGAGUUAAAACGCUUUUUGGACAGAGAAUGGCAUGAUUGGGUCGAUCAAACUGAACACCAUUUAAAUACUUGGAUUAUGAAUGAAUGGACUAAAUGGAAGGACAGCAAAAUAGAGGAUUGGUUAUCCAGAAACUGGAAGCUCAAUGAAAACGCAUAUUGGGAAAGAAUGAUAAAGAAAAAGUGGGUCAAGUCCUUAUUCAAAUUGGUCCGAAGAAACUGGCGCAAAUGGAAGGAACGAAUUAAUAGAGAGAACCAGCAGUGGAACAACUGGGUACAGGGCAAGCAGGAUCAGUACAUAAACAAUCAUGAAUGGGAUGCAUGGGUUAAGUGGAAGACAGAAAAGUACACCUCUCUCAAAGAGGUGAGAGAAUCCUUGGUCACAAAAUGGGUCAGGGACAAGCGGUGGAUGGCCUGGAUUCAGCAUAGACACCAUUCGCUUAUGGAGGAAAAAUGUAAAAGAAAUAUGGAAGAAGUUGUCGAAAUACCGGAACCCACUUCGAAUACGUCCUUUUUGAACGCAUUUAUUGAAAAAUACAAGGAUAGUUUUUUAGCGAAGGCGAAGAGGGAGUUCCUCAUUAUUGGUACAAGUUUUAUGACGGUCCUUUUGGCUAGCUACAUCUUUCUAACAUACGUCAAUUCGCCGGCCAAAAAACAAAUAAAACAGAAAGAAAAGACCGAAAAAAAGGCAAUUACCAAAGAGAAGGAAGAUGAAAAGAGCAAAUCGGAUGAGUGGAAAGCAAAAGAAUGGAAAGAAUGGAUGACGCAGUUAGACAGUGAUGCAGAAAUAUUCACAACCUCUUUAGAUCACAAAAAAGAUCAAUGGAUAGUUCAAAGAGAACUAGAAUGGGGAAAUUGGAUAAAAUCCAUGGAAGAAAAAUGGAAUCAUUAUAAUGAAAACAUGGGUUCAGAAUACUACUCCUUUAUUUAUAAAAACACCCCAACAUGGACAGAUGAAGACUGGGAAAAUUGGAUAAGGACUGAAGCAAAGGAAUUGAUGGAAAUGGAUUGGAAUAACUGGGUCUCAGAAAGUGAAUCCUAUGUAGAUGUCAUGAUGGUGAAGGAGUGGAUUCAAUGGAAAAAUAACAAAAUUAUGGAGUGGAUUACGAAAGAUUGGAAAUGUAAGGAAGACGAAAAGUGGGAUGCUUGGGAAAAAAACAAAUGGUCCAAGUGGCUCUCCAUUAAUGAAAGGAAAAAAUGGGCCCAGUGGAAAGACCGACUCAGCAAAGAAACGGAAGAAUGGACCGCCUGGGUGGAAAACAAAGAAAAACAAUACCUGGAUAAUGAAGACCAAAAAUUAGCUGAAUGGAAAAAGAACAAUUACGUUUUGUUUAACAAGUGGAUGGAAUCCUACAUCAACAAGUUUAUUAAGGAGAAGCAAUGGAAGAAUUAUUUCAAACAACCCAAUAGGGUCCUUCAAAGUUCGCUUACACAAAAACAGGAAAAGCACAGUUUACGAAACGAAGGAAUCAUAAUACGAAGCACCCAAACCCUUCGCCCAUUUUCCACAUCGUACCCCCCAAACACAAUGGAGUCAUACUAUAAGCAUGUGUAUGAUUACGUGCCCAGCACAACCACAACUGUCCUAACAAUCACACCAGAACCUGCCCCAACAAACUCGCAAGAAACUGUUCGAAUAAGCACUCCAGAAGCUGACCUAACAGGCACACCCGAAACUGACCAAACAGACAGACCCGAAACUUCCCCAACAGGCACCCAAACACCACCACCACCAUCCGACUUUUCGGAACCCUCCAGUGCCUCCUCCUCAUAUACGCCCUCAGAAACACCUACCUUUACCCCCCCUUCCGAUACCCCUAUAUAUGAUGCAUCACGCAAUUCACCAACCUUUACUCCUACCGGAGCUCCAACCUUCACUCCACUAGAUGGUUCACCUACUUAUUCCCAAAGUUGGUCUCCCAAUUACGCAUCUACAGAUAUGUAUAAUGAUCGAAUGAACUAUGGUUAUCCAUCCCGACAUCCCCACCCCCAUGGUUCUACCUCUCCCUUUUCCCCUCAAUCCCCUUAUGGAAAUGUGCCUAACCAGAUGGACAACCAGAUGGGAAAUCAGAUGAACAACCAGAUGGACAACCAGAUGGGAAAUCAGAUGGACAACCAGAUGGACAACCAGAUGGACAACCAGAUGGGAAAUCAUAUGAACAAUCAGAUGAACAACCAGAUGAACAACCAGAUGGGAAAUCAGAUGGGCAACCAUAUGGGAAAUCAGAUGGGCAACCAUAUGGGCAAUUAUAUGGGUAAUCAGAUGGGAAAUCAUAUGGGUAAUCAGAUGGGAAAUCAGAUGGGCAAUAAUAUGGGAAAUUAUAUGGGUAAUCAGAUGGGCAAUAAUAUGGGAAACUAUAUGGGUAAUAAUAUGGGUAAUAAUAUGGGUAAUAAUAUGGGAAAUUAUAUGGGUAAUCAGAUGGGUAAUCAUAUGGGCAAUCAUAUGGGCAAUCAUAUGGGCAACCAGAUGGGUAAUCAUAUGGGCAAUCAUAUGGGCAAUCAUAUGGGCAACCAGAUGGGCAAUCAAAUGGGGAACCAGAUGGGCAAUCAAAUGGGGAACCAGAUGGGCAACCCACAAAGACAGCUAAUGAGGAGAAGCAGAGGACCAUACCCAUUGCCACCACCCGAAAAUGAAAAAAGCACUAGCAGCCCCAGCAUGUUCUUCUCCUCCCUCUUAGCUUCAAUCAUGUAUCUAUUCUCUUCAACCUCUGUCCUAUUUAGCAACAUUGCACACCCACCACCCAAUGCAAACAGCCUACAAUUUAACGCCCCACAAGCAAUCGAGUACCACCCAAGGUUACUAGAAAAAUCCGAAGAGUGGAAAGACAACGAAUGGAAAAAUUGGAUGAACCAAUUGGAAGGAGAGUGGGUAGAAUUCAACAACACAAUUGAGAAGGAAAAAGGAAAGUGGAUAAGUGGAAAGGAAAAGGACUGGGACGAAUUUAUACAAUUUAUGGACAACAAAUGGAUGCACUACCAUGAGGACUUAGAAAAAGAUGUAAAGUCAGACAUAUUGAAGAGAUCCCUAACCCUAGACGAAAGAGAAUGGAAAGAAUGGAUAAAAACAGAGGGAAAAGAAUUAAUGGAAAAAGAUUGGAAAAACUGGAUUACCAAUAAUGAAUCCUAUUUAGACGUAUGGAGUGUUAAAGAAUGGCUCAAAUGGAAGAACCAAAAAAUUGUUACAUGGAUUAUGACGGACUGGAAAUGUGAAGAAGAUGAAUAUUGGUCCAAGUGGGAAGAGUCCUGGGCUAAAUGUCCAAACAUGCAUGACAGAACCAAUUGGCUCAACUGGAGAGAAAGAUUGAACAAAGAAAUGGUCCAGUGGAACAGUUGGGUUAUGAUGAAAGAACAGAAUAUUAGAGAAAACCGCUCCAACAACUGGGCCAAAUGGAAGAGUGACAAGCACGUCAUGUUCAACUUAUGGAUGGAUGCCUUCAUCAACAGAUGGAUCAAUGAAAAGCAGUGGUUCGUGUGGGUCAAGGAGAGAAACCAUAUAAGAUCAAGGGGAAGAUACCAGGGCUACUAG
This is a messenger RNA of Plasmodium coatneyi, 5178 nucleotides long. Its product is annotated as Tryptophan/threonine-rich antigen. The record is from RefSeq and is a predicted model, not a curated record. The coding region runs from base 1 to 5178 and encodes 1725 amino acids. NCBI's taxonomy places the organism in Eukaryota, Apicomplexa, Aconoidasida, Haemosporida, Plasmodiidae. The transcript is spliced from 11 exons.